Pocillopora meandrina is the source of this 5710-nucleotide messenger RNA. The record is from the annotation of a GenBank genome assembly. NCBI's taxonomy places the organism in Eukaryota, Metazoa, Cnidaria, Anthozoa, Scleractinia, Pocilloporidae.
GAGUGGUGGCUCCGGUAAAUGGGAUGCAGAAUGUCUAAAAGGACAGGCAGAAGAAGAAACAACGCUAAACACAAGAAUGAGGAAUCGGCUACUGCCCUGAAUGAAUCAGAACACAUAUUGGAUCUUGGCAAGUUUGAAGAAAUGAAACGACCUCAACUUCAGACGUUAUGCAAACGGUUUGGACUUAAAGCUUCAGGAAAGGCAAGAAAAUUAUCCUUAUGAAUCUAUUUCUCUGUGGACCUAAAGUAACAGUUAUAUUACAGACAGUUUUCUCUUUAUAGGUAGGAGUAAAAUUAAAACUUGGUGGGAUAAAAGGGUGAUUUCCAAUUAUAGAUAAAAAAAAAUAUUUCCAAAUAGAAAAAUAUGAAAAAAUUCCUGACUUUGUCCUUGUUACAAAAUUAUUUUCAUCCCUUCGAAGUGAAUGAUUUUACUCUUAAAGUGUUACUAUGCUGAAAUUUGCAUCUCCUUAAUUCAAUCUAAGUCUUUCAAUUGAUAAUUCAUGAUAAUAUGAAAUGCAUACAUAUAUGGACUUCGUCCUUGUUAAGAAAUUAUUUUCGUCCCUGUUAAGUGAAUGAUUUAACUCUUAAAGUGGUACUUUGCUGAAAUUUACAUCUCUUCAAUUCAAUUCAUGAGAAUGCGAAAUGCGCACAGGUUCAAGCCAAUAGGUGGCUAAACUUCUACAGUUUUGUUAUGUUUAUUGACAGAACACACUCUAUAUUUAACCCUUUAAAUCCCUUGAUUGACUAAAAUGGAAUUUCUCCCAACAAUAUCAAUAUCAAGUAGAUGAGAAAAAAGAAAAAGAUCAAUUAGGGAAUUAUCAGUUGAUCUAAUACCAAAUUCUCCUGGCUAACUUUAGAAGAAGUGAGGAGAAUUACUUAUGAGAUCUUAGGAGUGAAAGAGGUGAAGAGUGGAUCAUGAACUAGGUGUCAGCAACUGUCAGGAGAGCUUUGACUCUAUUUCUGUCUCUCCCUUGUCUCAUUAGAAUACUGAACUUGUUGAGAGACUUAAAGAACAUGUCAGCAACAACAACAACAACAAUACAGAGGAACAACCAUUGUCAUCAAGUUCUCACCAAGAAACAGAGGAACCUAAAAAACUGGGCAAUGUUACCUUUGAAAAAGCUGACAGUCAUGUACAGGAAGUGAAUGAACCCAAAAAACUAAGCAAUGUUACUUUUGAAAUAGCUGAUAGUCAAAUCCCCACAGAUGAACAUGUCCAUGUUAGCAGUAAUGAUAGUAGUAGCUGUGACUCUCUAAGUAGUCGUUUAGACCUUCAAGCAGGUGACUUGAAUGGGUGUGUCAACCCAGACAGCACAGUAGAAGCAAAUGAUCAAGCAAAUGCAGAACAAGCAAAGUCUAAACCUGAUUUGUCUUCAAGCAGAAUUUUGAAAGACCUGAACUGCACAGACCCACCUUCCACAGGUCAGUAAAACGAUAAAUGUGUAACAGCUAAAAUUAUUUUAAGUGACUCUAAGACCUAAUUUUGCAACAUAUUUUCUAUAAGUCCAAUAAUUAGAAACCCUGGAAAUCUUGUUAAUUUGGAUAAAUAAUUACAUUUGUAACAAGAGAACUUAACAUAUGAAGCUACAUGUAUGUGACCAACGGCAUUCAGACAAAAUUUUGCACAUGCUAUCUAUAGUCUCAUUUUUCCAAACUAAACCUUAGCACCUAGGAGUGACUUGAAUCUAAUGUCUCCUUACAAUAUCACCCCUGGAUCACACAUUAAGGUCACAAGAAUAUAAGAGAUUAUCACAAAGUAAAGGAGCUCUCCAAAAAAAUUCUUCUUGUCAGCAUCUUAGGAAAUGUGUGGGGAAUGGUGCGGAGAAUAUGUAUACUGAUGUUAAGCAGGCAAUUUAGUGUUAACAACUGAGUUGUAAACGUUAAUUAGCCUCCGUAAAGGGUUAAAAAGCUGAUGUUUCGAGCGUUAGCCCUUCGUCAGAGCCAUUGGGUUAACGCUCAAAACAUCAGCUUUUUUACCCUUUACAGUGGCUAAUUUACAUUUUCAACUCAGAUGUUAACACUAAAUUACCUGCUAUACUCUCCCACUGAUGCAGCACCACAGUUUCUUUAGAAACUUACUCCUUUAUACUGAUGUUACGCAGCAGAGGGUUGAAAACACAACUGUCUUACCUGUAUCACUAAAAGAUUUAAGAGGAAGUAGUAACUAGUGCCUACAGCAUAGACAACUUAGCUUAUCAAUGGCUUGCAAACACUUGAUAAACAAAGAUAGUUCUAUCCAUCAUCAAAAAAUUAGCCCAUGUGUCAAUGUGCAUUCAUUGAAAUAUGAAGUAUGUGGGAAGUUUAAAACACAAAAGAUGCAUAUUGCAAGGGUUGCUGACAGCUUAGCUCAGGGCAACUGCAGCUUCUUAAGUGCUUCAUAUAGGCUUACAGCUGCCAAGUGAACCAAUUACAUUGUAACAUUUUUAAACACUGUUAAUGUGGCACAUACUUUAGAGAGAUUCCCUCUGUCAAGCUUCAAUGUGCUUGAACAAUUGACAUCAGCAUGGAAAAAAGGAAUAUGAAGCAUUCUCAGAAAACUGAAUUUAGUCUGCAAAUUUCAUUAAGUAACAGAUAGCUAAGUUAUUACAUUGAUUUAUAACCUUUACAGGUCAAAACAGUGACACAAAGAAAGCUAAAUUGGAUACUUGUACCAAAUGGUGUGUUGUUGAGGGCCUUUUUAAACAGGAAAACAAGGCAAUGUGGAAGAAGAUUUGUCUUUCUGGAGGGAAGGCUAUGAUUUCCAAUAGUUUUGGUAAAAGAGUCCCUUUUAUUUUGGAGCCAUGUGGAUUGAUGACGCCCAAAGACUGUGAUGACAACUAUAUCUGUGGAAGCUGUGUCAGGGACAAUGAAGUAGCAUUAAGAUGCAAAGGUAGCUCAAGAGUUGUGCAUUCUUCUGCUGUGCCACAAGAACCUGAUGAUGCUGGUAAGGUUGUCACCAUUUCUUGUCCUCCCAAGCAUUCAGUUACUUUAAGUUGUAAUGGCCAACUCAGAGUGUCUGAUAAAUAUUCCUGUUUAUUCCUGGAUUCUGCAUGGGGCUUGUUACGUUUUAAAAAUCUCAGGUAUCUGUAAUUGGGAGAAGCCUGGCACAAAAAAAAAUUAAAAAACUAAAUAUGAAUUCUUUAAUGUCGUACAUGAAGGAGGCAGGUACUGACUCUUGAAUAUCUAGGUGCUGGUAUAUACACCAGCUCUGUCUUUUAAUGAGAACUCUGCUUAGAGAAGUAUUCUGCUCCUCUUAGUCAAUCAUUGGAUACUUGUCCAUUGUAUGUAACCCUGAGACACUUUUUCCUGGUUUCCUUGUAGCUUUUCUCCAACCAGUUAUACUCCAGAUAUCUGAUAUUUCUCCUCUUCUUAUCAACUUUCUGUUUGGAAAAAAAAGUGAUAUUUUUUAAGGAGAAAUUCCUCUGAGGACAUUUCAGGGAGUGAAAAGGUUAACUAUGGAUCCUUGUUCUUUUUUGGCAUGUUCUUGCUUGACUCCCCCCAGGAGUUUCAAUGCAUCGCAGCUAAUCGUAAGGAAAGCCUAGUGAAAUGCAGGGGGGUAACCUUUCAGUGGAUUGGCAUCCCAUCCAGGGAAGAGUAAUAAUACUCUUUGUUGCUUCAUACAACAGAAACCAGAAUAAGCGCUAACUGAAUGGGUCUGACUUAGCUGGAGUACAGAUGUUACUCUUUUUACCUUGGGAAUAGACGGACAAAGCUUUAUUUGUAUAAAUCAGUUAAAUUAAAUUAUAAUAAUUAUUUUCUUAUUUCACAGUAUUGUUGAUUGAUUAGAAAAUAAUGUUUUUUUUUUCCCUUAGUAUCAAGAUGGUUAUGUGACACUUCGUGAACCAUACUUAACUAUGAAAUAGCAGUCCAAAAGUGACAUGCUUACCUGUACAAUGUAGAUUUUUCAUUAAACUUGGUAAGUUUCUUUGCUUAUCCUGAAUGCUCUGUUUUUUCUCGCUUUAGAGCCCACUGCUGUAUGCAGCACACCCUUAUCAUCCAGUCACAGUCUGUUGACAAGCUUUUCAAGAUCAGGCUCAGUGAAGCGCAAGAGAAGUGAAGAUGCAAACAGUUCUGUAGUGAACUCAUCGACUGACUCUAACCAAAUGGAGAAGAAACCGAGAAAAGAUACCAUUAUCAGAUCUGGUAGCAGCACUCCAGCAAGCCCUCAAGUUCGCAGAGCUAGGGGAGAACAGCUGGUGUUACCCAGGUGAUGAUAAUGUUACCUCUCCCCAAUGUCUUCCAUCUAUUUUCCAGCAACAAGUUAUGAGAAUAAUGAUUUUAGAUAUAUGAAAUUCAUAUAUUUGCACUGUGGUAAUGAAACAAAUUUAAGAGAUCCUUGCAGCUAAGAACACCACUGAACUAGUAGUUGAAAAUAGGACCUGAAAAAAAUCUUGUACGGGCCUGAAUUUUUUCAGGUCCUAUUUUAAACUACUAUUUCAGUAGUGUUCUUAGCUGCGAGGAUCUCUUAAAUAAGUUAUGAGAAUUUUUUUAAGUCAUCAGCUUAGAGUUUUUAUCUCCAAUUUGGUAUCCUCUUCAAAUGAUCUAACAUCAAGUUAUUAUAAUUGUUAAAUAACUUAAUCUCAUUGAAUGGAACUGCUUCAUCCUUUCAACUCCUAAGGGUGACUAGCAUCUAUUUUCUCCUCACAGCAUCACCGCUGAAUCAAAAACUCAAGUCAUGAGAAUAAAAGAAAUGAUCACCACCUUAAGAAGAUCAUGAUUAUGAGACAAAUUCUCCUUUUCAGUACCAUAGGAAAUGUAUUAGAACGGUAUGGAGAAUAUGCAAACUGAUGUUAAGGACUCACAGGUUAAUAAUGAUUUUUUCAGAAACCUCACGAGACCAUGGCAACCAAAGAAAACAACAAAGACGUCACAGAGUGUUGUUAGAGAAGACACAGAAUUUGCCAAAAGAGUUGAGGAGAUUAUCAAAAAAACACAACCAGGCUCAGACGAAGAAAUGUUCAUGAUAAUGUUUUCUAAAUCUAGCAGGAUUCAACGUUCACCUACUAAGACUACUGAGUAAUGUUCUUAUUUUAAGUGAGAUUGCAUCAAAGUUUUAAUUUGCGGGAGGUUUUGGCAGCCUACAACUUUGAUAAAUAUUGUUUGUAAACAAGAUUGUAACAUAGCUUCAUUGAAUGAGUAAAGAGCAGUAAUUGAAAUUUUUCAAGUUGUAGCCUAAGCAUCCAAUUUGACUCAGAAUUUCUCAUUCCAUCUAUUUGUAAAACAUUCUUUUUAAAAUAAUUCCUCUUUUCCUUACAGUUUUUUUAGACUUUAUUUUAAGUACAUUUACUGUUAAAAGUUUAUUGUCCUUACUGUUAGAUCCUGAAUUUUAUUUUGAUGUUGUAGUUUCCUUGUUAAAUUUGUUUAGUUACAAAUCAAAAACAUAGGGAGGACAUUACUUUAGAUAUUUUUUUCAUGAAGUGUUUUGUAACUGAAAAAAAGCCCAUCUUACACUUAAAAUGGGAAGGUAUAUUUGAAGCUCAGUGAAGGAUGCAAGUCAGAAGAAAAUUUAUGUUUAGGAACAGUGAAAUUAUAACCUGUUUACUGUUUUCUCCCACAAUAAUGGGUACAGUGAAAGCCAAAAAAAAACUUUCAUGCACUUUAGGUUGAAAUUAUUAACAUCCUGUGGAGAAUUCAAGGAUUCAAGAAAACUGCUUUUAGGAGUGCUUGUUUGAAAUUCAUUACAAUCUGCAGGAGUUUCAAAAAAAGCCAGAAAGUGGCAUUCUUCCAUCACC